Hippocampus zosterae (dwarf seahorse) is the source of this 1897-nucleotide messenger RNA. RefSeq names its product stromal cell derived factor 4 (gene sdf4). Gene Ontology annotation, biological process: calcium-ion regulated exocytosis. Gene Ontology annotation, molecular function: calcium ion binding. The transcript has 7 exons. Gene Ontology annotation, cellular component: endoplasmic reticulum. NCBI's taxonomy places the organism in Eukaryota, Metazoa, Chordata, Actinopteri, Syngnathiformes, Syngnathidae. The coding region runs from base 347 to 1420 and encodes 357 amino acids. The record is from RefSeq and is a predicted model, not a curated record.
UUCUGAAAGUCUGCCUUUUCUGUCGUCACUUCCAUUGUCAUAACUUGACUGGGAGCACUAUCGUGCCAGAUAGUGUGACGUAUUUCUCAAACCGGCGAGUGAAUUAGAACUUUCCAGACCGUUUUGUAGUCACUUUCGUUAUCGAGCGGAGAGCCGUCCCACACUGGACACCGGAACGUGGAAGCCACGUCUACAGGAAGCGGCAUUCCACUUCGCUAGCCCUGCUGCGGAAUAGACGGAGCCUUGGUUUAGCUUUAGCUGCUUGGCACCAGCUUGGGUAGUGGCUCUCACCUACUUUCGACGUCAUCGGCAGAGUUGCCUUUAUAACGGUUCUUUACGGAAAAAUAUGGCAGUUCAGAGAAGACUUGACUGGCAAAGCCUCUUGGCCGUGUCGCUGUUCUUGUGGAUCUUAUUGAUGGGCACACACGUCGGGGCUCGGCCGGCCAACAUGUCUGCCUCGAAAGACAAGAGCGCAGCCAACAAGGACGACAAUGAGAUUCUUCCGCCGGAUCACUUGAAUGGCAUGAAGAUGGAGUUGGAUGGCCACCUCAACAAGGACUUCCACCAAGAAGUCUUCUUGGGCAAAGACAUGGAGGAGUUUGACGAGGACUCUGAGCCGAGGCGGAACAGGAAGAAGCUCAUUGACAUCUUUGCCAAAGUGGAUUUCAACAGAGACCACAGUGUGAGUGCCAAGGAGAUGCAGCGCUGGAUUAUGGAGAAGACGGAGGAACAUUUUCAGGAGGCCAUGAAGGAGAACAAGAACAGCUUCCAUGCUGUCGAUCCGGACGGCGACGGUCACGUGACAUGGGAUGAAUACAGAAUCCGUUUUCUUGCCAGCAAAGGUUUCAAUGAAAAGGAAAUUGCAGAAAAAAUCAAGAAUAACGAAGACCUUAAAUUGGACGAGGAAACUCAAGAGGUGCUGGAGAGUCUGAAGGACCGCUGGUUUCAAGCUGACAACCCUCCGGCCGACCAGCUACUCAAUGAGCAGGAGUUCCUGUCCUUCCUGCACCCGGAGCACAGCAGAGGCAUGCUCAAAUACAUGGUCAAGGAGAUCAUGCGUGACUUAGACCAGGACGGCGACCAGAAGCUGACCGUGUCGGAGUUCAUCUCACUCCCUGUGGGUACUGUGGUGAACCAGCAGGGCCAGGAAAUGGAUGACGAUUGGGUCCGCGAGAGGAGGAAAGAGUUUGAGGACGUCAUGGACUCCGACCGCAACGGCAUUGUCACCAUGGAAGAACUGGAGGAGUACAUGGACCCUAUGAACGAGCACAACGCUCUGAACGAAGCCAAACAGAUGAUCGCGGUGGCCGACGAGAACCAGAACCACAAUCUGGAGCUGGACGAGAUUCUCAAGUACAGCGAGUACUUCACGGGCAGCAAGCUGAUGGACUAUGCCAGGAACGUUCAUGAGGAGUUCUGAAGUGGUUGCGCCGUCGACGUAGGCGAUCCAAUACUAAAGCUCGUUUUUACUAUCGACCCGACUUGCCCGGUUUUGUUGUUGCGGACCCACGUGCAGGCAAAGCGGCAGUCCUCUUGAAUGUGUUGCACUACGGUCACAAUUGAUUAGUGUGCUUAGCCCAUUUGCAAUAUGUGUAUAUGAGAAGUAUCCCCGGACGAGACUGAAAGAGCAGCUUGUGAGUGUGUACAGUGUAAAUAUUCAAUAUCACUCGCAUGCAGCAGAGCUACCUUGCUCAUUAGCGGGGGUCCAUUGACAGUAGCUCAAUAAAUAAGAAGACUAAUAUUAAUAUAUGAUGACAAAAGCUCAGGUGUUGAACAAAAAGCUCUUGGGGAUAUCUAGGUCUGCUAAUAGAUUAUUCUUGCCCAAGUAUAUAUUUAUAUGAGCAGCACUGUGUCACAUGCUUAAUAGGUUCAUUUUGUAAUUUUGUCUUUUUUUUUU